This is a messenger RNA of Aspergillus homomorphus CBS 101889, 2177 nucleotides long. RefSeq names its product putative copper-activated transcription factor GRISEA (gene mac1). Gene Ontology annotation, cellular component: nucleus. Lineage: Eukaryota; Fungi; Ascomycota; Eurotiomycetes; Eurotiales; Aspergillaceae. Gene Ontology annotation, molecular function: RNA polymerase II cis-regulatory region sequence-specific DNA binding; copper ion binding; DNA-binding transcription factor activity, RNA polymerase II-specific. The record is from RefSeq and is a predicted model, not a curated record. The coding region runs from base 219 to 1835 and encodes 538 amino acids. The transcript has 3 exons. Gene Ontology annotation, biological process: positive regulation of transcription by RNA polymerase II; intracellular iron ion homeostasis; intracellular copper ion homeostasis.
UAACCGCAUUGACGCCUGACCUGCAACUGUGACUAUCUCGAUAUAGCGCCCGAGUACUUGCACGAAGAGCGCGCCGAAAGCCGUGGCACGAUCAGACCCCCUCUCGGCGGGGCAAGCCUAAGGCGCACCUGAAAUCUACGUAAUAGUCAGAGGUGCCGCUAUAGGGACCAGGACGAUCUCGCAUUUUAGGCUUGACUGAUGCGGGCCUGAGCUUCAAGAUGCCUCUCGACGAAGAAGGCGCUAAAUGGUCCUGUGAGCCAUGCAUCCGGGGCCAUCGGUCCUCUAAAUGUCAACAUUUCGACAGAAUGAUGAUGAAGGUUCCAAAAGCUGGCCGACCCCUUGCCAGAUGCCCUCAUCCAAAGGGAACGUGUAGCUGUCAAAAGACAUAUGCUUUUAUGAUUCGCAUUCCGAAAGGCUCUGGUUGUCUGUGUAGACCAGUGUAUCAAGUGCCCGCAGAUGCAUCUGGGUCUGUCUCAUCUUCGCCCGUUGCUUCAAUGCCGAUGCCUUCUUCCGCACCUAACAAAGUGCAGAAGCCCGGCAAACGACAGAUAAAAACCCCGCCCGAGAACCUUACAAAAGCGCUAAAUUCCAUACCGGAGUUUGGCAAGCAGAUGGCCGAGAAUGAAUUCCUUAAUCGCCCCAUCCCCUACAUCCCCCAAAAUUCGGAAUUGAGCAAACCGUAUCACGCCGCUAACCAGGACUUGACUGCGUUGAGCGGCCCUGCGCACCAUGUUUUCAAAAACCCUUCCAGCGAGAAGCUAUCUGAACGUGGUAGUUGCUGCUCUCGUGUGUCCAAGCCGACUGUACCGACCCCGGCACCCGAAGCUCAGCGUUCUUGCUGCGCAAAGCCUGAAUCACAGCCUGAAAGUGGAUUCUCUAACGCCAUCAAGACCACCAAUUCGAGUGAAUCCCAAUCAUUAAGCUGCAGCGGAAAUGCAACGCCGUAUUCCUUCUCCCACCCUCAAGUAUCGAAUUGGCAAGAUUUCCAAACAGCGAAGCAGGCUCAAGCACCGAUGCCUCUUUCUCAACUUCCGCCGUUCCCGGCAUCUAUUCCUGAAUACUUGUCCCAUUAUACCCCAAGUUCGCUGGGGAUGUCACUUCCUCAAUCCUCUAACGGAACCGAUCUAUCUCAAGUGUUGAUGCCGCAGCCAUUCUCAGAAUUGACUGAGCAUGUCAACAUCUCGUCUUCAGCCGCAAAUGACAACGACACCAUUCAUGAAUGCCAUUGCGGUGAUAAUUGUCAAUGCUUAGGCUGUGCCUCCCACCCUUUCAACAAUACCACCAGACAACAUGUUCGGGAAAUGGGACUGUUGGUAGCCCUAGAUGACGAAGAGUCCGGGAUUGAGAGCCCUAGUAGCCGCCAGAAUUCCCCCUUGUUGGGGCAACAGUCAAUGUUUACACCGCUACACUUGUCAUUUACCGGUUUCAGCCAUCCAUCUGAUAAUGUUGUCCAACCACUCGGGACGCAUCCCUUCAACGACCAAUCUGUAACCCCCGGCAACAUGAGCGGUGGCUACACAACUCCUUCCACAAACUACAUCACGAGUCAACACAUGAUGGAGCCCUCAGAGUACUACACCCUUGAAUAUCCUGUAGGGCUCCCGAGUGCUUGCUCCAAUAUAACCGGAAGCUGCCAGUGUGGGAACGAUUGCACCUGCGAAGGUUGUCUUACACACAGUGGGCACAAUGGUCUUGCGGUUGCGCCCAUGGCGGACGAAGGUCAUAAUUGGGACCAUACAAAUCUUGCAGAUUCAGCACGACAUGGAGUAAUGCCUGGGACGUCUGAGAUGUCCACGUUGGAGAGUUUCCUUGCACCUUCACCCUCCAUGCUUUGAAGUACCUAAUUUCUGGUCUCAGAUCAGAAUACUACAUCCCUUCCCCCACAGUAGAAGGCCUGUCUUUUGGGAUAUUAUCAGCACUAGCGUGCUCAAAUGACUGACGAUCGAUCAUGAUACCCAUCGCUUAUAUACGACGUUAGAGCAGAAAACAUAUUGCUUAUAUCCUCUUCGAUAUUUUGUGGUUGCUCUUAUUGAAAAAUUGACUCCUCUCUUGCGUUCCGUUCUUACGCUGUUUCGCUCAAAAUCCGUAGCCAGCAAUUCACGAACGGCGCACAUAUGCCCACAUGGCACACUACCUAUGGGCAAGAUGCGAGUCGGAUCCAGUGCUUGAUUAGGGUA